AUGCAUACGAGCACCGUAAUGGAAGCGGCACUUUUGGAGAGAGUCGGUUUGCUACAGAGGUGGCACAGCAACGUGGAUGAGGCAGAGAGGACAAUGGAAACACAGCCUCUCUAUAUUAGGCUGUGGAGCAAGCUCGGGGCAGGAUUAAAGGGGCACGACAGACCCGGUAUUGAGGUCCCAGCUGACGAGACUGUGACCGUUGGCGAUUUGAAGUACCUUUCCCGGUCUGCCUUGGAUGCCGGGGAAGGGAGCCCAGGUUGUGGAACGUCAAUGGCAGAAACUGAUACUUCAAACACGGGGUAUCGGGGCUGCUAUGUGUGCAAUGGACAUGAAUGCCCACUCCCGCAGCCGGACUUGUCUCAGAUACCAGUGCCGGCUUGGGCCGAGCUGGGCAAAUGGACUGCACAUCGUUUGCAGAGGCCUACGGCGUACGAAUUCAACAAAGAAUUCGCUGCUGCUAGAUUUUCGGUGGCACUGGCCGCGAAAACCGCGGCUGGUGGAGGCACUGAAGCCGUUAAAGGGGCGAGCAGGAACGUCCAGUUGCGGAGCUUUUCGAAGAUCACGGGCUCCAAGACGAUGUGGGCAGAAUAUGACUUAAUGACGAGCGUAUGGCUCAGUUUUACUGUCGUCUCGCUAUACAGGAGUUCAGGAAUGCAACCGAUACUAGCCUUCCAACAAGCAGCAAUGGCUUGUACAAUUCCUGACUACGACGGAACUCCGGAUGGCGAGGAUCCGAAAUAUGCCGCGGCGGCCCUUGAGGUAUCGACUCAUGGCUUCGAUAUUAUCGCCAAGCACAAUGAGAAAGGUACCGCGGGUGCAGAAAUGAUAGCGGCGGCCCUGACCAGGCCAGGCUACGGGAGGUAUACCAAGCUUCAAGGGGACACGGGGCAUGACCUUAGUGCCGUAGAUAGAAACAUGUGGCUGCACAUGCGUUGGUAUGACGGAGGAGUGGUGCCGUACUUCAUGUGCCACGACUGGUCACUCGAAUCGGAACUGGGUCGACGUGACGGCAAACAGAUUUGCCACCUUGUCAAUUCCUGUUACGACGUCACGAUCUGGCUCAACGACCUGUCGGACUAUGCGUUGGAUAGGACGAUUGGCGAAGGCGGGAACUCACUGGUUUACGCGGUCAGCCAGUCAGGCGAGUCGAACCCCUCAGUACUGGCAGAUUACUGUUCGGCUGUGAUAGAUCGAGUUUGCGAGUGCACGUGUGGGUCGAGAAGCCACACGAUCGCGGCCGAUAUUGCGGUAGGAUUCACGGCCAUGUACUCGCUAGCUUUCCGGUACCGGGGCUUUGAGAACGCGUGGUUAGCCCGUAGUGUAGAGCUCAGUGGCAUCGUGCAGAGGGGCUGGCUCAUAAGGGGCGGCUCCAGGGCCCAAUGGCCUAGAGUGCCGUAUAGGAGCGAUUGGGGCCCCUUGAGUACGGAGGUACCAGCUGAAAUCGACUUAGAGACCAGCAGUAAGUGCUGGCAAGCGCGCUGCGGUCGGUUGGCUGAGAGCGGGCCAGGGCAGCGCCUGGUCAACCACAUCCUGACACGGUAUAUUGAGUCGAGAAGCUACGAUAGAAUUAUCGUGCUAGAGUCACUCCAUGAGUUGUGGUUGGUUGCUGAGCCGGCAGUGAGCAAAUUGGGAGGCAACGCAGAUACGAUAUACACAAGUGUGGAAAUGUUCGUUCUGAGUGUGCUUGACUGGCCGGCAAUAUUCACGGCGCCAGGCAGGGAAAUGGGUCAAUGCGCAGUACGCGACAAGGUUACCCUUGAGAAUAUCCUGCUGGAGAGCGCAGCGUACGGCCUGUGGUGUUGCGGUACUAGUGAGACGAGUGACUGGGUACGAUUUUUAACGGGUCUGGUUGCGAGUGUAGCUGAACUGACAGUCGUUGCAACGUAUCGUAGGAUACCGACCUUGUGGUCUGAUAACGGAGUAGCCUGGGAGCCUAUGGAGCACAAGGACUGCACACACCCCCCGAUCAUAGACUGA
Daldinia vernicosa is the source of this 1977-nucleotide messenger RNA. RefSeq lists its product as uncharacterized. The transcript has a single exon. Lineage: Eukaryota; Fungi; Ascomycota; Sordariomycetes; Xylariales; Hypoxylaceae. The record is from RefSeq and is a predicted model, not a curated record. Bases 1 to 1977 code for a protein of 658 amino acids.